This is a messenger RNA of Pseudozyma flocculosa PF-1, 1128 nucleotides long. RefSeq lists its product as uncharacterized. The record is from RefSeq and is a predicted model, not a curated record. Gene Ontology annotation, molecular function: oxidoreductase activity, acting on the CH-OH group of donors, NAD or NADP as acceptor. The coding region runs from base 1 to 1128 and encodes 375 amino acids. NCBI's taxonomy places the organism in Eukaryota, Fungi, Basidiomycota, Ustilaginomycetes, Ustilaginales, Ustilaginaceae. The transcript has 6 exons.
AUGUCGUCGAUGAUGUCGGGCCUCAAGGGCGCCAUUUCGAGCAUGACGCACCUCGUCACGGGCAAGCUGUCCAAGGAGUUUGACGCCAAGGACGUGGUGGUCGUCAACCAGGCCGAGUCGCACUUCGGCGCGCACCUCGUCGGCUACCUGCUCCACCACAAGGUCAAGGUGCGCGCGGCGUGCAAGAGCCAGGAAAAGGCCGACGUGCUGCGCCACUCGUUCUGCGGCUACGCCGAGGCGCACGACCACCUCGAGAUUGUCGUGUGCGCCGACCCCUGCGACGCGGCGACGUGCGACGCCAUCAUGGCCGGCGCCACGUACCUGAUGCUCACCGUCUCGAGGAACCCGGGCUCGUUCCGCGGCGACGCCGAGCGCGACAUGGUGGCGCCCUCGCUCGGCGGCACCCGCUGCCUCCUCGAGAGCGCCAGAAAGGCCGGCACCGUCAAGAGGGUCUGCCUCAUCAGCGCCACGUACGCCCUCGGAGACGCCACCAAGGCCGGCCAGCACUUUACCGCGGACUCGUGGCUGAACGUCACGCGCGAGGAGGCCUGCAAGAUGACCGACGUCCAGCACGUGUUUGCCGCCUGCAACGCCCUCGGCGAAAAGGAAGCCUGGGACUGGUGGCGCGCGACGGGCGACAAGAAGCCGUUCCAGAUGUCGGCGCUGCUGCUGUCGUACAUUGUCGGCCCAGAGCUGCUGCCCGUUGGCCCGCGCGGCGCCAACAAGUUCGUCGUCGACGCCCUCACGGGAGGCGACGUCCACCCGCUGUACGGCGUGGGCUUUGUCGACGCCAGGGACGUGGCCAGGGCGGCGGCCGAGUGCCUGCUCGACGCGACGUGCGACGGCAAGCGCCACGUGCUCGAGGCGGGCCACUAUUCGUACCAGGACAUGUACGAGUGGGCCAAGCAGGUCGGAGACUUCCAGCUCAACCCGGCUCCCAGCAUCGCCACUGCCAAGCCGCCCAUGGAGGCUGCCAACACGUACGACAGCGCCCUGACGAGCUUCAAGAUCCAGUACACGCCGAUUGAGCAGUCGAUCAAGGAGAUGCUCAAGCAGGUGGCGGUCCACCAGCACCACCUCAAGCAGCAGCAGCAGCAGCAGCAGCAGACGGGCGCCGCGACCAAGUGA